Molecule: messenger RNA, 1851 nt
Organism: Acanthosepion pharaonis
Lineage: Eukaryota; Metazoa; Mollusca; Cephalopoda; Sepiida; Sepiidae
Source: the annotation of a GenBank genome assembly
AUGUGUACUAUAUUUCAAUUCAAGUCUCUUUCUUUUUCUUUGUCCUUCCUCGCCCCGUUCUUUCCAAUUUUAUGGUUUUCUUCUCUAGUUCAUUUUCAGUCAUCUUUGUUCCCUUUCAUUGUUCCUCAUAGCCGCACUACUGCCACGUUUCUCUUCUUCUUUCUACUACAUUUCUACCCAUAUUUCCUCCUAUUUUCGCUUCAUCUUGUCUUCCAUUUUAAUUUUCAUUUUCUCUCUCUUUUAUCCAUUUUAUCUUUUUUCACUUUCCUUUCUUUCUCCUGCGUCUUUGCUCUUUCUAUUUCACUUUUACUCCUCUCUCUCUACUCUUUCUCUCUCUCUCUCUCUCUACUCUUUCUUUCUCUCUCUCUACUCUUUCUCUCUCUCUCUCUCUCUACUCUCUCUCUCUCUCUACUCUUUCUCUCUCUACUCUUUUUCUCUCUCUAUCUCUUUCUACUCUUUCACUCUCUCUAUCUCUCUCUACUCUUUCUCUCUCUCUACUCUUUCUCUCUCUACUCUUUUUCUCUCUCUAUCUCUUUCUACUCUUUCUCUCUCUCCAUCUCUCUCUACUCUUUCUCUCUCUCUACUCUUUUUCUCUCUCUAUCUCUCUCUACUCUUUCUCUCUCUCUACUCUUUCUCUCUCUCUACUCUUUCUCUCUCUCUACUCUUUUCUCUCUCUCUCUAUCUCUCUCUACUCUUUCUCUCUCUCUCUACUCUUUCUCUCUCUCUCUAUCUCUCUCUACUCUUUCUCUCUCUCUUUCUAUCUCUCUCUACUCUUUCUCCCUCUCUUUCUCUCUAUCUCUCUCUACACUUUUCUCUCUAUCUCUCUCUACUCUUUCUCUCUCUCUACUCUUUCUCUCUCUCUACUCUUUCUCUCUCUUUCUCUCUCUCUGUAUCUCUAUCUCUCUCUACUCUUUCUCUCUCUCUUUCUCUCUCUCUUCUCUUUCUCUCUCUCUCUACUCUUUCUCUCUCUCUCUAUCUCUCUCUACUCUUUCUCCUCGCUCUCUACUCUUUCUCUCUCUCUCUCUCUCUCUCUCUUUCUCUCUCUUUCUAUCUCUCUCUCUUUCCCCUCUCUUUCUCUCUAUCUCUCUACUCUUUUCUCUCUCUAUCUCUCUCUACUCUUUCUCUCUCUCUACUCUUUCUCUCUCUUUCUAUCUCUACUCUUUCUCUCUCUCUGUAUCUCUAUCUCUCUCUACUCUUUCUCUCUCUCUUUCUCUCUCUCUACUCUUUCUCUCUCUCUCUCUACUCUUUCUCUCUCUCUCUAUCUCUCUCUACUCUUUCUCUCUCUCUCUACUCUUUCUCUUUCUCUCUCUCUCUACUCUUUCCACUCUUCUGCGUGUCCAUCUUUAUGUUCUCAUUCUUUCUGUAGUUUUCAUUGUUCUCAUCACUUUCCGUUUCUCUGUUUUUUCCUCCUCUUCUUUUUUCCAUUCUAUUCUCUUUUCAUUUCUCUGUUCCUCUUCUCUUUACUUUCUUUCCAUUUUUCUUUCUUUUCCUCCCGCUAUUCAUCCUAUCUCUACCUGCCUUUCAUUCAUCUUCUCUUUUUCUAUUCCUCUGUCCCUCUUAUUUUUUCAUUACUUUUCUGUUUUUUUUUGCUAUUUCUAUCUGUCCAUUCUUCCCUCUAUUUCUAUUAAUCUUUCCCUAUUCCUUUCCCUAUUCCUUUCCCGUUCUGUCUUCCUUCUUUACCAUCUUACUCUUUUCCCAUUGAUACACUCUCUCGCCAUUUUUCUAUUUUUCCUUUUUCCAUUUUCCCGCCGUCUAUUUCACUUCUCUUUUUUUAAUUUCUAUUUAUCCCCCUCUCACUUUCCUCUUCCUAUUAUUUCUUUCCCGUUAUCUGUACACCUUCGACUGUGGUGA